Engraulis encrasicolus (European anchovy) is the source of this 1962-nucleotide messenger RNA. RefSeq names its product 5-hydroxytryptamine receptor 3A-like. NCBI's taxonomy places the organism in Eukaryota, Metazoa, Chordata, Actinopteri, Clupeiformes, Engraulidae. Bases 1 to 1263 code for a protein of 420 amino acids. Gene Ontology annotation, biological process: regulation of membrane potential; nervous system process; monoatomic ion transmembrane transport. Gene Ontology annotation, molecular function: transmembrane signaling receptor activity; acetylcholine-gated monoatomic cation-selective channel activity. The transcript has 8 exons. Gene Ontology annotation, cellular component: synapse; neuron projection; plasma membrane. The record is from RefSeq and is a predicted model, not a curated record.
AUGGCUGUGGAUUCUCCUGGCUGUAGCUAUGUGUCUCUGCUGAACCAUUUGGGGGUGGGGCCUAAUAACCACACCCACUCCGCACUGCGUCCAGUCAGAAACUGGAGCACUCCCACCUAUGUCACAGUGGACCUCUACCUCUACGUCAUCAUAGAUGUGAAUGAGAAGCACCAGAGUCUCACGACUGGACUUCACAUGUUCAGUUCAGGUUGGACCAAUGAGCUUCUGCGAUGGGACCCUGAGCACUUCUGUGGUAUCUACACCAUGACCAUCCCAGAGGAAUAUGUCUGGAGACCACCUACCUCUAUUAUGGAGAGUUUCGAUGCUAAGCUAAGCUACGAGAAGAGCUCCUAUGUGAACCUAAUAGCGUCUGGGUGGGUCACCACUGGAGAGAGCUACAAGAUCACCAGCACCUGCAAGAUGGACCUCUUCAAAUUCCCCUUCGACACCCAGCAGUGCAAGCUCACUGUACUUACCAUCCUCAAUACCAUCGAUCAGAUCCGUCUGUACCCGGGCUCCAACUCGGCGGACGUGUUGUCGGGCUCCCUGAUGGUCUUCCAGGCCCAGGGAGAGUGGGACCUGAUCCGCAUCAAUGUCACCAGGCAGAACCUCACCAUCGGGACCAGCGUCUGGGACACUGUGAUCUACACGAUCGUGAUGUGUAGGCGACCACAGCUUUACGUGAUCAACCUCCUGAUUCCCGUCUUCCUCUUCCUGGUUCUGGACCUGAUGUCCUUCUUCAUAAACGAGGUGCAAGGAGAGAAGCUGAGCUUCAAGGUCACUGUGCUGCUGGCCAUCUCAGUUCUCCUGCUCAUCCUCCACGAUAUGCUGCCCUCCACACACGACAGAACACCACUCAUAGGCGUGUUCUGCACUGGCAUCUUCCUGUUUGUGGGCUUCAGUAUCGUAGAGACCAUCGCUGUCAGCUUCCUGAUGCGAAUGGCCUCCAAGUGCGACCUAGCGGCGUUUAGUCGGGAGACCCGGGAGAAGAGGGUGCAAGAAGAGGCUAGUGGGCAAGGUCCGGUGGUGUCUACUGUAAAGGGGGUGGAGCAGGACACGGCCAUUGUUUCUCUGUUGCGCCUCCUGCUGGAGGAGGUGAGAAAACUGCGGCAGAGCACCUGCCCCCAACCUGCACGGCAUGCUGGGAGUGCCUGCGUGUGUCUGAAGACCGCCGCCAAAGCCAUCAACACGCUCUACUUCAUCCUCUACACCUGUGCAGCUGUCUGUUUCCUGGUUGGGGUGUUUAAGCAGUGGUAUUACUAGCUGUAUAUGGGAAGGGUGGUGGAACAGUGGUUUGAAUACAUGGGUUCUAAGUUUUUGUUUUCUCCUAGCUGCGCGACACUGGCUGUGCACAACUCAACCUCUGAUUGUUGGAAACCGCUAGUGGUGUCAACAAUAAUCGAUUCAGCAAUGCAUCACAAUGCGGGGCAGGACAAUUCCAUAAUCGAUUCGGCAAGUGUCAUAAUUGAUGUGGCAUUUUUUUUCAAGUUUCAAUUACUUCUGUGGAUAUUUCCGGAGGAAAUUAACGUUUCAUUAAAUUAAAGCACAUCAAAGCAUUGAAAACCACAAGACUGAUACAGAAAACAGCCGAUAAAAUGUUGUUCAUUAUCUGACUGCUUGUAUUGCCUCAUGACUGAAGAAAAAUGUGCCUUUGCUUUCAGUAGAAAAUGUAAUGCAUUGCAAUGCAUCGUAGAAUCUAAUUGAAUCCAUUCGAAUUGAAUCUUUACCUCCAGAAUCGUAAUCGAAUCGAAUCGUGAGGGCAGUGCCAAUGCACACCUCUAGAAACUGCUGUUAAAGAAUUGGCUCACGUGGUUGACUGCCAGUGUCUUGACCCACCUCACAACAUUGUGCUUAUAAACACGUUGAACCCAUGUAUGACUAGCUGCAUGUGGAAGGAGGUGGUUCAGUAGAACUACACGCUAGCAGUUCCUAAUAGAGGGUUGUCACUAACACUUUUUAAGU